Molecule: messenger RNA, 1250 nt
Organism: Zingiber officinale
Lineage: Eukaryota; Viridiplantae; Streptophyta; Magnoliopsida; Zingiberales; Zingiberaceae
Product: UPF0613 protein PB24D3.06c-like
Exons: 9
Coding region: 102-1127 (341 amino acids)
Source: RefSeq, a predicted model, not a curated record
GAUUUUUGGCAUUUGAAUUGUAUCGUAUCAAUCAUUUGCUUCCUCUCUCACGAUACCCUACCAGAAGGGUUGCUGAAGAGUCGGGACGAUAGAUCUCGCGCAUGGAUCCUUCGGUGUCUUCUCCGUCUUUCGCCUCCUCCUCCUCCUCCUCUUCCUCUUCCUCUUGGUUCCCAGGUAUUUUCCGGUCUCGUUCGGGGAAGUCCGGCUCCGCCGGCGGGGGUUCUCUGCCAGUCAUGGCUUCCGCCGAUGGGGUGCCGGGGAGUCGCAAAAACCAGCUCCGUGGCUAUCUGUUUAAGUAUGGAUCUAAGUCUAUUCAGGUUGCAUUCAAAACUGGUGAAUUCAACCAGCAAGUCAUUUUUAUUGGUGGAUUGACAGAUGGAUUGUUAGCAACUGAGUAUUUGGAACCUUUAUCAAUUGCUUUGGAAAAUGAAAAAUGGUCUCUGGUGCAACCUUUGCUCUCUUCCUCUUAUCUCGGAUAUGGUACUUCUAGCUUAGAUCAAGAUGCAGUAGAGCUGGAUCAGUUAAUUGGCCACUUGAUUAAUAAGGAAAAUUCUGAAGGUGUUGUUCUACUUGGGCAUAGUACUGGUUGCCAGGAUAUAGUGCAUUAUUUAAGGACAAAUUCUGCAUUCUCCAAAGCUGUUCGGGGAGUGAUUUUGCAGGCCCCAGUAAGUGACAGAGAAUAUCGAGCCACUCUACCUGAAACUGCUGAAAUGAUAGAUUUGGCUGCAAAAAUGAUUGGCGAAGGUAGGGCAAUGGAUUUAAUGCCAAGGGAAGCAAAUCCAGAUGCCCCCAUAACUGCGUACAGGUAUCACUCUCUUUGUGCAUACACGGGCGAUGAUGACAUGUUCAGUUCUGAUCUUAGCGAUGAUCAACUGAGAUUGAGACUUGGACACUUGUCAAAUACACCUUGCCAGGUUAUUUUCUCCAUGGCAGACGAAUAUGUGCCUGACUAUGUCGAUAAGAAGGCAUUGGUGGAACGACUUUGUCGAGCAAUGGGCGGUGCUGAAAAGGUGGAAAUAGAAUGGGGAAAUCAUUCUCUGUCGAAUAGGGUCCAAGAGGCAGUCGAAGCCAUCAUGGAUUUUGUUAAGAGGGAGGGACCAAAAGGAUGGGAUGAUCCAUGGAGCUAGCAUUCUCUCCUUUUUUUUUCCACCCCAAUCUCUUGCCGUUCCCAGAAAUUUUUUUUUUAUAAUCCACUCUUUUGUUUUAAUUACAAUUUAUGAUUAUCAAAAACGCUCAGGAACUUGUCUCAA